Messenger RNA from Guillardia theta CCMP2712, 1914 nucleotides. Its product is annotated as cytochrome P450. The coding region runs from base 1 to 1914 and encodes 637 amino acids. Gene Ontology annotation, molecular function: iron ion binding; heme binding; monooxygenase activity. The record is from RefSeq and is a predicted model, not a curated record. The transcript is spliced from 7 exons. NCBI's taxonomy places the organism in Eukaryota, Cryptophyceae, Pyrenomonadales, Geminigeraceae.
AUGCACGCGGCGGGGAUGGCACGACGUGCAGGGUUUCUGACCCUCCUCCUCCCCGUCCUGUCAAGUGCUUUCCUCACUCCAUCGCCAAACUUUCUUGCCUCUUCUCUCGCCUCGAAGAACUCUCGGGUCCACCAGGUCGGGCGCCGAGUCCCACGUCUCUCGCUGAGAAUGCAGGGGCCCAAACUUGAUGCAGAAGUUUUCGGCAAGGACAGAUUAAAGCAGGAAGAAGCGGAUAUCAGGAAGAUGGAGAAACAGGGAAUGGCCAAGAAGGAUGUCACACUCACAGACAUCAUCUCAUUGUGGAUCACAAACAUCAUUCUUACCUACGGUGACAAGGAAAAGUAUGCACAACUUCAGGACGGCGCAGUAAAGUCAGAGGGUGUUGUGGAUGAUCUUGUUGGUGGGCCCCUGUUCUUGCCCCUGUACAAAUAUUUCAAGGAUUGUGGCGGAUUGUACAAGCUGUGCUUUGGACCCAAGGUGUUCAUGGUUGCCUCUGACCCAUUAGUCAUCCGACACAUCAUGAAAGACAACGUCUUCUCGUAUGAUAAGGGGGUUCUGACUGAAAUUCUUGAACCGUUCAUGGGGCAAGGCUUGAUCCCUGCUCCGUUCCAAGUCUGGAAGGAGAGGCGCAGAGCUCUCGUUCCUGGAUUUCAUCAGGCGUGGUUGAAUAGAAUGUGCAGGAUGUUCUCGGAAUGUACCGAUCGGCUCUCGGCAAAGCUCGAUGCUGUGGCAGACACCGACGAGAUCAUCGACAUGGAGGAGAACUGGAACAGCUGCUCCCUCGACAUCAUCGGCAAGGCUGUCUUCAACUAUGACUUUGGGUCUGUAGAGAAGCUUUCACCGGUGGUUGAAGCUGCUCUCUGCGCCUUGCGUGAAGCUGAGCAUCGAUCCACGUUCUACUUCCCCUACUGGAAGAUUCCAGGGCUGGGCGCGGAAUGGCCAAUCCCUGCCCUUGUACCCCGUCAGCGGAAGUUUCAACAGGACAUGGCGCUUCUGAAUGGAGUCCUGGACAAACUCAUCCUCAACGUCGUGAACGAGAAGCAAGAGACUGACUUGGAUGCUCUCAUCAACAAGGAUUACGACAACGUCAACGAUCCCUCGCUGCUGAGAUUCCUCGUGGACCUGAGGGGUGCCGAUGCAACUCAGAAGCAGUUGCGAGACGACCUCAUCACUUUGCUCAUUGCUGGCCACGAGACGACUGGUUCGAUGUUGACCUGGGCGACAUGGCUCCUGAGCCAACAUCCGGAAGCUCAGGCCAAGAUGCAGAAGGAGAUCGACGAUGUCUUGGGAGGCCGAUCCCCAACCUAUGAGGACAUGCCAAGACUGGAGCAGGUCAGGCUGGUGAUCACAGAGACGCUAAGGCUCUUCCCCGAGCCCCCGAUUUUGAUCCGGAGAGCUCUUGAUGCAGAUGUCUUGCCAAAGGCAAGCAAUCUCGAUGGCUCCGUGCAGGGGAAUGCAGUGAAAAUCAUCAAGGGAAGCGAUUUCUUCCUCUCUGUUUGGAACUUGCAUCGAUCUCCACUCCUUUGGGAUAAGCCUGAUGAGUUCGAUCCCGACAGGUGGAGGAGACCAACACCUCCUGAACUCGUAGAGAAGUACAAUGCCCAGCGCAGGGCAGAGGGGUUGCCUGAAUGGCAGGGGUACGUCCCUGAUCUGAAGACGCUCUAUCCCAACGAAGUGCAUGCUGACUAUGCCUUCUUGCCUUUCGGGGCUGGGCCGAGGAAGUGUCUGGGCGAUCAGUUCGCCCUGAUGGAGUCAGUUGUGAUGCUCACGAAGAUCUUUCAGCGCUACUCGUUCGAACUGGUUGGAAACCACGAUCCCAAGGUCCCGAAUGAAUCAGACGUGGGGAUGAUGUUUGGUGCCACGAUCCACACAGCCAACGGACUGAAUGUGCGCGUAAAGCGCAGACAGGCUUGA